AUGAUCAGCGGAGUGGUCCAAGAUGUGGAUAUUUUGUCUUUUUCUUCUGUUUCCACUCGGGCUAUGAAAGGUCAAUGUCUGCACCGAUCGAAGCAUCGAAACCGAACCUUGGCAUUCCAGGAGGUCCAUUGUAUUAUGUUUGUCCAAUUGAUCGGAAGUUCUGAGGUCAUUAAGUCUGAGGUUAGGCAGCAAGUGGAGAUUUCUCCACGGUUUGAUCGGAUGGGACACUAUUGGGUUGGGUUCUGCCGAGGCAAGCCUCAGUUGCCCAAAGAUGCGGAUAGGUCGGUACUUGAGGAGAGGAGUUGUUUACAGAGAUUUUUUCAUCUUUCUACUUUCGAAAGUCGGACCCAUAGCAAAGCAGGACUCGAGCCCACGGCUAGAGGGUUUACGAGCCGGUGCGGUGUACGAUCCAUCCUUCCUCGAAGCAGCUGGAGAAGGCGCAGACCUAUUAUCCGAUUGAUCUGGUUGUGGAAGAAGGGAAGUCCCAGGAGGCCUAAAUGCAAUUUCGGCAGUACAAUACCAAUGUUUCAAAAAAGUCAGAAAAUAGGAUCCUUUGUUCAGAGCUAA
This is a messenger RNA of Striga asiatica, 567 nucleotides long. The record is from the annotation of a GenBank genome assembly. NCBI's taxonomy places the organism in Eukaryota, Viridiplantae, Streptophyta, Magnoliopsida, Lamiales, Orobanchaceae.